AUGGGCUUUAACUAUGGCUCCAGUUCAAGACUGCCGCUGCUUGCUGCUGCUUCUGCUGGUGAUGCCGGUGCUGGUGGUGAUGGGGAUGGAGGGCACAAGGUAGGAACAGGAGAGAGGGAAGAAUUUAUAGGAGAGUUGGAGGCAGUUGGGGAGCUGGAAGGGAGUGGAACAAUCGGGGAGGAGCAGGAGGAGCAGGAGGAGCAGACUAAGGAGCAGGCAUCAGCAGGGGUGCCUUCUCUUGCUUCUGAUCAACCCAAUCAAUGGCUCACAGCGCAUCUGGACUUGAGUGAGGUGAAGCGGCAGCUGCAACGGUCGAAUGAACGGACAGCAGAGAACCUGAAGCACCUGAGAAAUCGCCUGAACGCGUCCAACGAGUGGACGCUUAGCCACCUGAAGAAGGGGCACCAGUGGACGUCUGAGCACCUGAGAGAAUCAAAUCAACGGACACGGGAGCAGCUGCAGCAUCUGAUUCACUCCGAGCAACUGCUCCAUUUGGAGGAGCGUCUGGACGUGCGGGCACUGAAGGCAAGGCUAAACGCAUCUAACGCCAAGACCAGGGCGCAGCUGAGGCACCUGGGAGUCAACCUGGAGCACCUGGAGGGGCACCUGGACGUGGGGGCGCUGAAAGCAAGGUUGGACGCGUCCAACUCCAGGACAAAGGCGCAGUUAAAGCGGAGAGGCAGGCAGGCGUCUCACACGGUGCAUGGCGUUGCUGACGUGCUCUCUGUUAUCGGCGCCGCCGCUGCUGCUGCCACUGCUGGUGCUGCUGGUUCUACUGGUGGAGCUGGUGGUGCCACUGCUGGUGCUACUGAAGCUACUUCUACCUCUGCUUCAGGAUCUGCGGCUCCACCUCCUCUUGCUGGCUCUACUGGUGCUGGUACUGGGAAGGAGAGGGCAGCAGGAGGAGUAGAUGGUGGGGACGUCCCCAAGACUGAAGGCAGUGCGAGCAGCAGUGCAGCGGCCAGGAGCCUGGCUUGCAAUCCGUAUCUGAGUGGCAAUUUCCGUCCAGUGGGCACCGACGUGCUGCAGGACCUGGACUGCGCGGUGAUCGGCCAGAUCCCUCAGGGUCUGCGGGGUAGGUUCAUUCGCAAUGGCCCGAACCCGCAGCUGCCACCCUCCAGCCCUGAGCUCUACCACUGGUUCGACGGGGACGGCAUGGUACAUUCAGUGAACUUUCACCCCCCUGGGGAGAACUUUCACAGUCACCCUCGUGAAGCCCGUGAGGAGAACUUUCACUCCCCGCAAGUGAGCUACGGGCGGCGCUACAUCCGAACGACAGGCUGGCAGGAGGAGCGGGCGGCGGGGCGGGCGCUGUUUGGAGGGUUGCAGCAGGUGGGGUUGGGGGCGAGCCAUUUGCUGCUGGCUGCGAUGAACCUUCUCGGGCUGAGACAGCAGGACGCGCCUAUGUGGAACAUGACCAAGAACGUGUCAAACAACCACUUCAUUCAGCACGCUGGUCGCCUCCUCUCCCUCUGGGAAGCAGGCCUGCCCUACUCACUCGACUCGUCAACCCUCGACACCAAGGGCGUCCACUCGUUUGAUGACACGUGGCGCAGCGGAAUGACAGCUCACCCGAAAGUGGAUCCGGUUACCAACCACAUGAUGAUCUACGGUUAUAACCUCACGCACAAGCCAUAUCUGCGCUACGGGGUGGUUGACCCCUCUGGCUCCCUCAUUCAUGCCACUGACCUCGACCUGCUGCACCCUGUCAUGAUGCAUGACUUCGCCAUAACACAGCACCACAGCAUUUUCCUCGACUUCCCGCUUCGCUUCCAGCUGGACAAGGUCAUUCAGUCGCACGGCAAGGCCAAGCCCUUCGUCUUCGACCCGUCCAAGCCAUCUCGCAUUGGAGUGCUUCCCCGCUUUGGCUCUAAUCCCGACAUGCGCUGGUUCACUGUGGACCCAGGGUUCUGUCUUCAUGUGGUCAACGCAUUUGAAGAACCCUCCUCCGCCCCCACCUCCUCAUCCCCCUCUCCCUCCUCCUCCUCGUCCUCCCCCUCGUCCUCCACCCCGGACUCUCCUCCUCCCGCCAUCAUCCUACGUGUCAUCCGCUUCCCCGCCUUCUCAGCGCUGGGCCUUGCUGAGCUGGCAGAUGAGCUAGCGUGUGAUGAGGUGGCGCGAUUGCAUGAGUACAGGCUGGAUCUGCAGUCGGGAGCAGUAGAAGAGCGCUCUUUGUGCAAGGUGUGCUGCGACUUCCCUUCCAUCAACCCCAAUUUCACGGGCCGCCCCCAUCGCUUCGCCUACUCUGCCCGAUUCACAGCACAGCCCGGCCCAGGGAGGGGGUUUGGUAGACUCAUCCCCCAUCGGUUCGCUUACUCUGCCCGAUUCACAGCACAGCCCGGCCCAGGUGAGCGGUUCAGAGGAAUGCUGGUGGGUGGCAGGGAUGCAGGUGGGUGGGCAGGGAUGCAGGUGGGUGGGCAGGGAUGCAGGUGGGUGGGCAGGGAUGCAGGUGGGUGGGCAGGGAUGCAGGUGGGUGGGCAGGGAUGCUGGUGGGUGGGCAUGGGUGGGUUAGUAGCAGUCCAGAUGAGGCACCACCGUCCCCUCAUUCAACGCCAUCAUGAAGCAUGGCUUUCAGCACGGCACAUAUCAGAUGCCCAAUGCCCCCCUUUCAUGUGUCUCCACUCCACACCCCUCCUCCCACUCCCCCAACCACCACCAGGCACCACCGUCCCCUCAUUCAACGCCAUCAUGAAGCAUGACUUAGCACAGGGCACGUACCAGGUACAUACCCUCCCACCGGGGAGGUUUUGUGGGGAGCCCGUGUUUGCUCCACGCCACCACUUUCAGAGCAGCAGCAGGUCGCAGAGCGGUGAAACGCGGUCAGAUGAAGUUGGAAUGGGUAGAGAUAUGGUGGGACUGGGUGCUGAUGCGGUUGGAAUGGGUGCAGAGGAGGAGGAUGAUGGGUGGGUGUUGGCACAUGUAUGGGAUGAGGAGGAGAUGAGGAGUGAAGUGAUUGUGCUGGAUGCAAUGAAUCUGGACAAGCAGCCACUGGCACGGGUCAUUCUGCCCAAGAGGGUGCCAUAUGGCUUCCAUGGGACGUUCCUUCCUGACUGA
This is a messenger RNA of Closterium sp. Naga37s-1, 3054 nucleotides long. NCBI's taxonomy places the organism in Eukaryota, Viridiplantae, Streptophyta, Zygnematophyceae, Desmidiales, Closteriaceae. The record is from the annotation of a GenBank genome assembly.